UACAAUGUCCGAUAACGUUCCACUGCGCGAUCAAGAGUCUUGCGUCGAUGACGAUUACUACAUGAUAGAUGUUCUCAGUUAUGUGCGAUCGGCGACAAAUGGCGAAACAGGAUCGCUGCAUCAAUUGGUCAUGUACGUCACAAAGGCCUUGGAGAAUUCUGGCCGCCUAGAUAUUCUUCGAGAGAAGCAACGUGAUCAAAACAUAAUGAAGAUAUACUCAAAGAUUUUCCGAUGGAAGAAGAUACAAGGGGAAAACAUUAAAGCACAGUUAUUCUUGGGGGACUUUCACGCUGACGGAGAGAUUGAAAGAAAGAAGGUCGAUCACAUGAAAAUGGCAGAGAAUGUCGUCAUCACCAUGCCAGUCAGUGACGCCUCCAAAAUGAAUGUGAAAGGAAAAUUACUUAAUGAAGUUGGAGAGAUGAUCUUGGAGAUAGAAGAGAUGACCGUGAAUCUUUUUAAGUUUCAAGGCGGUGAAACACGAGUUGGGAUAGAGCACGAGUAUAGAGGCAACGAGCCAGUUGAACAAGAUGUAGCCUCAUGAAGCCAAGUCUAACUAGCCUAUAGUAAGUUUUUUUUUUCUUUAGUAGGGGAGGUUUGCCUAAGUAAAGGAUAUUACUUCAUUUCGUAUGAGGGAACUUCCUCUAAUAUAGGAAUCAAAAUCUUUUUGUCUAGCUUGAUAUUCCUUUUUACACGCUAGAAGCCAUAUUUAGCAUUAUUUUAGCCCUAAUUACUACUUCCAACUUUUUUGCUUGCGCUUUUGGAGGGCAGGACCUGAACCCUACAGAGAUCUAAAUUUACAGGUUUGAGGUGAAAGUGCUGAGUUUAGCUUGCUAAACAUAUAGGUACCUCUAUCAGGUUUUUUUGUUUUAUAUAAUCAGCUUUGCUUUAGGGAAAGAAUGGGAAAAUCAUUGAGAUUCAGCCCCACCCAUUCUCAUCUAAUAUGGAAAGUUGAAUUCGCACUUGUAAAGGUUUUCUCUUACAAUUUGUCGAGAAGAUAAGUCGGUUUGCUUUUAGUGAUUUUUUUCUAGCUUUUUGUUAUUCGUAGAGCUAAAACUGAGCUGUCGUAAGGACGAGAGUAAAACAAUAGAUAUUGACUGUAAGAAUAUAUAUGGACUGACUAGGUAAGUUAAAAUUUUGAGCGACAGGGGGGUUUUACAAGAUAAUUUGGUUAUAUCAGCUGAGUUGAUUACGUAAAUUGGCCACCGUAAAGAGUUUCUACAGCUGACGUUUCGAGCGUUAGCCCUUCGUUAGGGCAAAAAACUUAAAAUGAAUAUCUUGCGUUUGGAUUUGGUAAAUCUGGCAGACUAGAUGAAAGCCUUUGCCUACCAUUUCCAAAUGGUCAAUCAAACAUGUACUUUAAGAUGAAUGCUAAGCAAAGAAAGUGCUUGAACCUCCCAAAAAUGUUUCGCAAACCAAGAGCAUCAAAAAAAAACCUUUAAACAUUUUGUGCUGAGGGAAAUAAAAAUGCUACGGCAUUAAUUGGUUAUGUGGCCCUAUGCGAUUGAAAUUGAUCACAAAUGGAUUUGUAAUAUAUUUUAACUAGUGGAUGAUGACGCAUUUGUUGUCACUGGUAAACUGAACUGAAUUUGAUGCCUCAUCCGAUAAAGGCGCCUGUAAGAAAUUAGGCUUGAGCUGUGCUUGUACGCUAACAGAUACCGGUUGUAUCCUUUUCACAAAUAUGCCACGAAGCAGCAUGAUAGGAGCAGAAUAAUAAUGCGUCAGAAGAAAAAUACAAACACACUAACAAACAAAAAACAAGCAA
Messenger RNA from Pocillopora verrucosa, 1762 nucleotides. The record is from RefSeq and is a predicted model, not a curated record. NCBI's taxonomy places the organism in Eukaryota, Metazoa, Cnidaria, Anthozoa, Scleractinia, Pocilloporidae.